Molecule: messenger RNA, 2573 nt
Organism: Siniperca chuatsi (mandarin fish)
Lineage: Eukaryota; Metazoa; Chordata; Actinopteri; Centrarchiformes; Sinipercidae
Gene: b3galnt2
Product: beta-1,3-N-acetylgalactosaminyltransferase 2
Exons: 12
Coding region: 184-1584 (466 amino acids)
Cellular component (GO): membrane
Molecular function (GO): hexosyltransferase activity
Source: RefSeq, a predicted model, not a curated record
GGUCCGUCUCUCCGAGCAGCGGAGGCAGACAUGAGGCAGUGGUGAGAGCCCGGCGGAGAUCUGCGGAGCUGAAAUGAAGCGCACACACGCAGCGGCUCACACCGUGCAGUUCCGUGCGGCUCAGGAAGAGGCUCCGCGCCGCUAAAGCUGAAGGCUGCUCCGGCUAAGUGAAGGGCUCCGUCCAUGCGGAGGCUAGCGCUCAUUCUGCUGCCCUGUGCUGUCGCCGUCCUGGUGCACUUGUGGUUGGCACAACGACCCUCCUCCACCCCGCUGGACAACAACACACACUCCGAUGAAGCGUUACCUUUCUAUGAAGUUUUGGUGGGAGUGCUGUCAGCGAGACACCAUUAUGAACUGCGACAAGCGAUAAGAGAGACCUGGCUGGGCUACCUCCAAGAUCACCCCCACUUCCAGCAUAGAGUGGGGGUGAAGUUUAUUGUGGGCGAACAUGGGUGUCCCAUUCCAGAGGAGGACAGAGAGGAUCCGUACUCCUGCUCCCUCUUGAACUUCACUGAGCCAGUGGCGGGCCAGGAUGCAGAGAUAGAGAUCGUGACGGUGUCUGACCCCUCGGCGCUCACCCCCUCCGACGUGUCGGCCAUCGCACUGGAUUUCAAGGUCCUCCACCCGGUGGUGAUCACCAGGCUGGGGGUGUUUACCAGCGGGACCCGGCCCGAGCUUCAGAGCAAUGUGACAGUGAAGCUACUCCAGCUGGACCAGGAGGAGGCUGUGGUCACUGCUCGCUUCAGUGCCAUCAGCACAGGGACCAUGGUGAACGGGGUGUGGUACAAACCAGUGGAGCAGUUCAUCUUGCCUAAGGGUUUUGAGGGGAUGCUGGUUUGGGAGAAUUUGGAGUCUGCUGGAUUGACCACAGUCAACUCCUCCUCUGUGCAGCUCAAUGAUGGAGGAGGUGUCCUCAAGAUCUCCUCUAUCGCAGAGGGCAUAUUGCCUCAUAGAAGUGCGCUUGGAUUUCCCGGUUUGGCUGGAGGGUUCACAUUUACUAUCUAUGACAGAGACGGCCUGUCGGGGCUACUGCGGGGCCGCCCAGCCAGGAUGGAGCACCAUGCCUCCAGGCUGAGGCAGGAGGACGCCGCCUUGCAGCAGGAGAGCCUCAGGCACGGCGACAUGGUGUUCGUAGACGUGGUAGACACCUACAGGAACGUGCCUUCCAAACUGCUUCAGUUCUAUAAAUGGUCUGUGGGAAAUGCUGACUUUAAUCUGCUGCUGAAAACUGAUGAUGACUGUUACAUCAAUGUGGACUCAGUAUUAAUGAAGAUUGACCACAAGGGUCUCAAGCGCAGCAAUCUCUGGUGGGGGAAUUUCAGGCAGAGCUGGGCAGUGGACCGCAUUGGGAAGUGGCAGGAGCUGGAGUACGCUAGUCCAGCCUACCCGGCGUUUGCCUGCGGCUCAGGCUAUGUGGUCUCUCGUGACCUGGUCCAGUGGCUCGCCAGUAAUGCAGAUAAACUGAAGGCCUACCAGGGAGAAGAUGUGAGCAUGGGGAUAUGGAUGGCAGCUGUUGGACCACAGAAAUAUCAGGUAAAAAAAUUGCUUCAUGACGUCCAGAUCUGCCGACUCGUCAACUCAUGAUCACAAAUGAUUUGGUUUGGUUUAUUGACAACAUUGUAAUAUAUUACUAAAAUAUAUCAGACUUUGUUAGGGACAGAACGAUUAAGUCCUACACUUUCCAUCAUUGUCCCUGGUGUUUUCACAGUCCACCAACAUUUAUCAAGAUCGGACAGGCAUUCAGUCUCUGACAUUAAGAAAUAUUAGAAAAUAGUGUAGAAAAUUUUGAAUGAAUCAUGUAUACAAUCAGAUUUUUUUUUCUUCAAGGAAGCAGACAAGGUACGACAAAACAUAACAGCCAUCUCAAACAUUACUGUAGAAACAAAUGCAGCAGGAAUGUAAGAAAGAACCAAUCACGGAUGGGAUUGUUUUCCGAUUAAUGUGGAAUUUCCGACCUGCGCAAAGUACAUAAAAAAGCACAGCUGAGAAGAUGAGGCUUCAGCUAGGCACAACCAUAUUUUGACAUACUGUAAUUCUAAUAGUUUUGGUAAAAUAUCCAGACAUAUAUAGUAGUUGCGCUUGCAGAUUUGCAUAUCAUAGAAGACUGGACUAUUGACGUUGGCGGAGGCCUGCGUUCUCUGAGUGCUCUUCUAGUUAACAAUGUUUCCGUCUUCAGAGCUUCAUUAGGUAAAAUUGAAGAAUACACUAAUACACCCUAAAAAUAAAAAAAUACAAUAUCAAAUAAAAAUGUGACUUGAAAUGAUAAAUGACUUACUCCUCUCACUGUACAUUUUGAUUUCUGUGAAAAACAUGGUGGCAAGCAGGACUGAACCUCUUAGUAAUUUCACUUUGUGAAUUGAUAAUCAAUUCUUUUUGUGUGCUCUUUAUGCUUUGUACAAAAUGGUAUUCUAUGGUUUGCUUUACAACUGUGAGAUGUAUAUUUUUUACUUUAAUAUACAUAACAGUUGCGCAUUCCUUAUUGUACAGUAGCCUUUUAGCACAGCCUUACCUCCCUUACAGCUUUUCACUGCACAAAUUGUAUGAGCAUGUGAUGAAUAAAACCUCUAAAAUCU